Serpula lacrymans var. lacrymans S7.9 is the source of this 407-nucleotide messenger RNA. RefSeq lists its product as uncharacterized. The transcript has a single exon. The coding region runs from base 104 to 313 and encodes 69 amino acids. NCBI's taxonomy places the organism in Eukaryota, Fungi, Basidiomycota, Agaricomycetes, Boletales, Serpulaceae. The record is from RefSeq and is a predicted model, not a curated record.
GGAGGUAUGCUGAGGCUAUUUCUUUGUAGUUGCAACAGAAAGCUGACAAACAGCACUGGAAUGUAGGCAGUCAACAUACGACCUCCUCUUCUCGACGGUCUACAUGAAAUGCACAUCUGGACCCGUGUUUGUUGUAGCCGUCAGGUGCUCUGACGUGCCACUGUGUGGCGGGCUUUCGACCUUUUUAGCAUGCAGCGUGGCGCCCAAGCUCGUCGCUGUGGACAGUUCUUCCGUACGCGGUGCGCUAAGGCUUAGGCCAUCUGCAAGUGGAGUACUGAGUCGGCGAAUUUCGUCUGAUGGACCUGCUGCUUAGCGUCAGAUGUUCUUGGAUUAUUCUUUAGCCUGUCUCCACAUCUACAAAAACUAUGUAAACGGUGAGGGGAACUACAAGAUCUGGAACGCAUUUC